UCCUCCUCCUCCUCCCCUUCUCCAUGCCCCGCUCCCCCUCCGUCUCUCCCCUCCCCAGCCCCGUCCUCCUCCUCCCCAGCCCCGUCCUCCUCCUCCCUCCCCGCCCCACCCUCGCUGCCCCCCACGGGGGAGGUGAUGGUGCUAGCUCUGGGUAGGAAGAAGCAGAGGGUGCUGAUCGCUCUCUCCAUCCUGCCCAACCUCUUCCUGGCCUUCCUGCUCUCUUCUGACCCCCUCAUCACCCUCUCCCCGCCCCACCACUGCCACCUGCCGGGGCCCCUGCUGUCACUGGAGGUGCUGAAUGCCUCCCUGCCCUGGGAGAAGGGGGAAAGGCCCGGGGACAGCGGGCGCCCAUCUCAGUGUAAGCAGUACGUCAACGGCAGCCAGUCAUCUGUGGUGGACUGCGAGGCUGGCUGGGACUACAACAUCACAGAGGGGCUGAGGAACAACAUUGUUACUGAGUGGGAUCUGGUGUGUGGUCAGUACUGGCUGGUCCCAGUGGAGGAGGUGUGUUUCAUCCUGGGCGUUCUGACCGGCUGUCUGGGCCUGGGCUAUGCUGCCGACAGGCUGGGCAGGUCCAAGACUUUGCUGACCUCCCUGACCCUGUCGGUGGUGUUUGGGGUGCUGGUGUGCGUCUCUCCGUACCCCUCCAUCUUCAUCGUCAUGCGUUUUUGUCUGGCAGCUGCUAGUGCGGGAGUCUACCUCACUCUGUACAUCACCCGUCUGGAGCUGUGUGAGCCCUCUCUCAGGCUGGUGGUGACCACGCUGUCCGGGCUGAUGACUGUAGCCGGAGAGCUGCUGCUGCUGGCUGUUGUCCUGGGCUGCCAGUCGUGGAGGGGCCUGCUGGGAGCUGGGGCCGCACCGCUAACACUGUUCCUCAGCUAUGGCAUUCCUGGAGUAUUUCCAGAGUCCCCUCGCUGGCUCCUUCUGUCAGAGCGAUCUGCAGACAUGAACUCGUUCAGCGAGAGAAGAAACUCCAACAGAGAUGUGAGGGACGACGAGAGCUUCACAGAGCUGGAUUCAGAGCCAGCCCCCUCCUCACGUCCCCACCUGUCCUUCCCUGAGCUCUUCCACAGCAGGAACAUCUGGAAGAAUAUGUGUGUGCUGGGCUUCACGUCGUUCAUCUCUCAUGGCAUUAGUCACUGCUACAGCUCGUUCCGAGGUGACGUCAGAGGCACCGCUCCCGGUUUCUACUGGAUGUACCUGCUGUCUGUGGGUGCAGGUGGCGGUGCCUGGCUGUUGCUGUGGGCGACAGUGGACAGGUGCGGUCGCCGUGGCAUCCUGCUCCUCUUCAUGACGAUGACUGGGCUGGCUUCUUUGAUCCUCCUCGGACUCAUGGAGUAUCUCAGUGAGACUGCCAUCACAGUUUUCUCAGUGCUGGGACUGUUCUCCUCUCAGGCCACUGCCUCCCUCUGCAUCCUCUUCACUGCAGAGGUCAUGCCCACCAUCAUCAGGGGCAGCGGUGUGGGCGCUGUACUCGCCCUGGGCUGCGUGGGCCGCCUCAGCUCCCCGCUCAUGGACCUAAGGAACCACUACGGCUACUUCCUGCACCAUGUGGUCUACUCGUCUCUGGCCCUGCUUGCCGUGCUGUCCAUCCUGCUGCUGCCCGAGAGCAAGCGGAAGCCACUGCCCCAGACGCUGGCCGACGGGGAGCAGUACAGACGCCCCCCACUGGGUAGGAGGAGGAGGGACAACGUGCCGCUGCUCGCAACACCCAACCCAGAGACCUAAAAGACCCGGAGACAGGGGGAUAGACUGUGCUGAAAUCAGUCAGCAUGCAGCCAGGACAUUUAAAUCUGUCAUGUUCCUGCAGAGGAGAAAAAGGACCGAGCAGUGCAGAGACUUAAAGAUAGAUGGAGAGUGAAGGGCUGCAGAGAUGAACGUGAUCGAAGCUUCCUGACGUAUCGUCCUCUAGUCAUUCCAAACACAGGCCGUUGGGUUGAGUGGCCAUUUUUCUUCAUCUUUCUGUUUCCUGCCAUUCAGGUGUGUCUGAAUGUGUCUGAACACAUACUUUGUUCAUACACAAACACACACACACACACACACACACACACCAUCUUUGGUACCAUCCCUUCAUGACAGACAGCGGGUGCUCCCCCACAUGUGACACACCAGCAUACAGUGCUGCACGCUGUCUUCCAGUGUGUCUGUCGUAGAGAUGUUAGCUGCUUACUACUGACAGUCCAGACUGUACCAGGCUCGGACAGUAGUCUCAAAUUAUUCUUAGCGUUUGUCUAAACCUGCAUAGAUCGUUUUUUGUCGUGUUUGCUGUGUACAACGACACAAAAAGUGCUCAGAAGUGUACGAAAAGUAGAUGAAAGUCGAUUUUAUAUACAUUUCUGUGAUGUAUAACUUAGCUGACACCCAAACAUUGAUGGACCGUAGUUCUCGGACAUAUGUUGUAACACUCGAGUGGGUUGUGAGAGUUAUAUGCCUUGUAAAUACUCUAGACUAAGUUUCUUUAACUUCUGGUGGCAUCUGGGUUUUGUUAAAGCAGACCCUGUGCCUGGAAACUGUACGCACAGUAUGCUAUGCAGUGGAGAAGUGGUGCGGAGCGUUUCGAAUCAUUAUUUUUUAAAAUGAUGGUGGUUAAUUUACAAAAGUCUUCAAAUUUAAGGUAAUUUAAUAUUUGCAUCAGAGGCGAAAAAAGGAACAAAAAGGCCUUUAAUCAGAAAGGUGUUGAUGUUCAAACUGUGUGAAUCUGGUUAAUGAAUUUGGCCUGGAGCCAGCUAUAUUUAUAUCUUAUUUAUGUUGUUAAUAAGCAAGGCCUGGCAUUUUGAAGUAUUAAGCUAAAUAUUGUUACAUUGGGUUGAGAUGAUGUGGCAUGGAGUAAACUUUCUAUUUUCUGAUGUCUCUGAUCCAGUAGCUAUCUCAACAUUCCUAUCUGCAUGUUAGAGGCACUUGAAGGGCUUGUUAUUUCCGUCUUUCCUCAGAAGCUUACAGUUCUCAAUACCUCUUUGGAUGACAAGUCUCGGCUGUAAGAGAAUAGACGGGUAUGAACAAAGUACAGUAUAAGUUAAAAAAAACAGUGCCUUGGUUAGCCAGGCACUUCUAUGUUUUUGUCAGGACUUGGUACCUGGAGGUCAUCUGUUAUUUUAGCUGAAUGUUAAUUGAUGCUAGAGAAAGGACCCAAUGACAAUACUCAAAUAAGUUUGAAUGGGAGCUGAAGAGGGACCCAGAGCUCCAAAUGAACCCCCAACUCCUCCACCUGCCAAAGUUGACUGUUUUCUUCUUUAUUUUGAGUGUGUUUGCUGAUGCCAUGUUGCACGUGGCACAAGUAAAAAUGAUCACAGAGAAUUACCAAAGCGAGUCAGUUUCAGAGCUUCAGAAAAUCUUUAUGUAUGACGGUGUGUUCAGGAAAUUCUUUUUCUCAAGUUUUUGUGGGUGUGUGACGGUAAGAGGCUGCGGGGGUUUCGAUUUCGACUCUGAUGUUCAGGCGUUAUUAAAAGAAUUAUGAAGGACACUGAGACUUAGCUAAGAACUUCCUCUGUCAGCUUUUGGCAGAUUUAUUUCCUCUGUAUGUUGCACUCAACAAGUUCUAACACUUAUCCACUGAUUAUUACUAUCACAAUGAUUAACUUGGCUCGAGUAAUAUUAUGUCUGACAACACCGAUGAUCUGUUCAAUGAUGAGUGUGAUGCUGUUAACUCUAUAGCCUGAUUUCAUGUAAAA
Messenger RNA from Xiphias gladius (swordfish), 3668 nucleotides. RefSeq names its product solute carrier family 22 member 17 (gene slc22a17). The annotation marks the transcript as partial. The record is from RefSeq and is a predicted model, not a curated record. Gene Ontology annotation, biological process: transmembrane transport. The transcript has 9 exons. Gene Ontology annotation, molecular function: transmembrane transporter activity. Gene Ontology annotation, cellular component: membrane. NCBI's taxonomy places the organism in Eukaryota, Metazoa, Chordata, Actinopteri, Istiophoriformes, Xiphiidae.